Messenger RNA from Caenorhabditis sp. 36 PRJEB53466, 2986 nucleotides. The record is from the annotation of a GenBank genome assembly. Lineage: Eukaryota; Metazoa; Nematoda; Chromadorea; Rhabditida; Rhabditidae.
AUGCGCUGGGAUAUUGUUACACUAUCACUUAGCUAUGGCAUUGACCCGGUAGACAUUGACUCAGGUAGAUGCUCCGAAAGCCACGACGUUCCAUCACACACUCUUCCUUUCAGAUGUACUCCAUCUGCAGAACUUGUCAUUUCCCGAUUGCGAAGAGAUUCUCGUGGUGAACGAUGCAUCGGAAGACGUGGGAUCGGGUGGAAGUGCAUUGAAUGCACUGAUCCGAACUGCGGAGAGGCUGUGCUACCGAAAAAGGAUUCCAGUGCUGACAGAGUCGGCUCUGCAGGAUGCCAACAUUCUUUUGAUUCUAGUGGUGAGACAAAGGGGACCAGGGAAGGAAGAAGGAAAGAUUUAAGAGUGACUUGAGAGCAAUUCGAAAUGUAAAUGAGAACGGAGUGGCAGAAGAAGGAGACGGAUACGUUUUCGAUACGUUCCUCUCGCAUUCCAUCAGAAAUGCGACCGCAGUGGCUGAGCGCACAGAGCAGAAGGGAGUGUGGAUCAUCGGAAGCGAUUCUUUGUGGAAACUUGAGAAGCAAUCAGAUAUCUUCGACCUGCCACAGAAUGGAAUCACCGGGUUCACAUUCAUCGGGUCGAGAAAUCAAUUGAAGGACCACGGAUGGUACAGGACAGAGAAAACAGGGAAAAAGACCGGGAACGGAUGGGCGCUUCAAAAAGUAACCGGAAUGGAAUUUGACAGCGAAGUCGCCGUGGAUUCGACAAUAGCGAGCCAAGAGAAAUCGGCAGUGAUUUUGGGAUUUCUGUACAUGCCGCUCCCGGUCGCCAGUGCUUUCCUUUCCCUCCAUUCGCAGUUUCCAGUGGCUGCCACCACAUAUUUGGGAGUGGAUUCGAAUAUCACCCCGCUCAAGGUUGUCUUGUCUUUUAUGGAUAAAAUCGGAAAUAUUUUCGUUUCAGCUCUCACUCUUUUUCGAUUUUAUGUUGGCAACUUGCAUCGGAGAAGACGAAUUUGUUGCGAAUAGACUGGGUACUCGCGUGAAGGUUUCGGACAACGUGGAGGAUCGAACGAACGCCAGAAAGCAGAUAUUUGAGAAACUUCGAUCGUUUCAGGCAACCGCCGGUAGGCGGUGUGUUCUCUUUCGGCUAGUCAACAAUACUUUCAGCUGUUCUUGAAAUCACCGAGUAUAAAUACAAAGAAUUUCCGAACUCUGUGCGGGAUUACACUGCUCUCCUACACAAACUGGAUCAGCCGACUCAUUUGCUGAAUGCUGACGUCAAACGGAGUAUCCGAUCGGAACUCAGUGUCCGGAGGCUCCAGGAACCGCAGCCGGCCGACCUCCAACCACAUUCAAUCAUGACCUCUUUUCGGAGUAUCAUUCAGCAGACCGACACUCCGGAAGUUCAUCUUCGGAUGGUAUUCUCUGCUUCACUCGCAUUGUCGAUUGCUUCGGAUGGGAAGGGCGGUCUUAGGAACGGACCGGCCAAGAAUCUUUCAUUUGCACCGUUGAUGCACAUGGAAAGUGGAAAAAUGCAGACGUAUUUGUUAGCGAUGAUUGAUGAGAUACUGAAGAAUUGGAUGAACGAACCGAGUCGAAUGAUCAGAGCUGGUGGGUGAAAUGAGAAGUUUCAUAAAGGAUUUCGAACAUUUCAGCAAGACAUUUGGAGACUGCUGCUCAAAAUUAUAUACGAAACGAGGUGGACUCUAUUUGCGCAUCAGUAACUUUCUCCAUAACCUAUAAAUGAAUGAAUUAAAUGUUCCAGAGGACUCUUCAAUUGAAACGGAACGAAAUGAACGUGGCGAAGGGCGUGAAAGUGUGUGCACCGGCUCGAAUUGACUUCUUCGGUGGUUGGCUCGACACUCCGCCCAUCUUCUUUUCCAUGGACAAUGCGGCAGUCGUCAAUAUGUCUGUGAAGUUGGACGGAAUGGUUUCGUACAGAACCUUGCUCCUAGACUUCCGUUUCUCAUUUCAGAAUCCCAUCAGUUGCUGGGUAACGAAAAUAGACGAGCCGGUGGUGGAAGUGUGCCAGGACGGCAUCAGAAUCCAGAUAAAGAACGAGGAGGAGCUGUUCUACGUGCACGACAAGCCCACCGAAACGGGAUCCCUCGUCUGCGCUUCCAUUCUUGCCCUCAACUUCCGCACACUUUCUGACUUUUUCUCUGCUCUCAACUGCAAAGGACUGCGAAUUGAGACGAAAUCGGAACUGCCACAUGGAUCGGGUCUCGGCACGUCUUCCACAAUUGCAGCAGCCAUUCUGAAGGCUUUCGCGGCACUCGGAGCAGUUAUGAAUACGAAUAGGUACACGCUCGACGAAAUUAUCGUUCACACGGUAAUCCGUUUCAUUUUUUUUCAAAUGUCUUUAACAUUUAGGUACUGCGAGUGGAGCAGAUAAUGACGACAGGAGGCGGUUGGCAGGAUCAGAUUGGAUCAUUGUACCCGGGAUUGAAGAAGUGUUAUUACGUGAGAGGAGCGGGCGAUGAGAACAGAAUAGCAGUGAAAGAGAUUCCGUUGGCCGCUUCUGUUGUCCGACUUCUGGAGGAACGUCUGCUGUUGGUGUACACGGGGAAGACUCGUCUCGCCAAGAACCUUCUUCAGGAAGUCAUUCGCAAUUUCUUUACAUGCCCCCUCACGAAAACAAAGCUUUCUGAGAUGGCUGAACGAGUGGAGGAAUUCGCGGAAAGGAUAAGGAGGGCAGAUCUGCCGGUGAAGCUGCUGGAACAGUACCAUUCCACGAAGAACUUCAUGACUUGUUGUGAGCCACCCAUUGUUACUGCGCUAUUGGAGCAACUGAAAAAGUGGGUCAGAUCGUACACAACUGCUUGUAGAUCCUCUGUUUCAGGAAGAAAAUGAUCAAAGUUGGAUGGGCGGCCGGUGCAGGAGGAGGAGGAUUCGUGUACUUGUGGCUGACCAAAAGAACCGAGAGGAACCAAGUGGAGCAGUUCAUUUCGUCUACCGAUCAGUUCUCCAAUAUGACUUGUCAUUCCAUAACCAUUCAGACCGUUUGUCCCUUCACCGUCGAAACUUUCGAAUAA